Closterium sp. Yama58-4 is the source of this 5433-nucleotide messenger RNA. The record is from the annotation of a GenBank genome assembly. Lineage: Eukaryota; Viridiplantae; Streptophyta; Zygnematophyceae; Desmidiales; Closteriaceae.
AUGCCUGACGAGUUCCUCGCUAGCAACCCCCCCCCGCUCUGGAUCACUCUCUACCACGUUGUCACCCGCCUCCCUGACUCUCUGCGCCCUGUCAGGGACCAGUUCCUCUCUCGCUCCCCCACUGAACUCACCGUAGACCUCCUCGAGAAGGAACUGCUUGCAGCCGAGGCUAGUAUCGUCGCUGUAGGCACCUCUCGUGGCGACCCCCGCGGCCCCUUCUUCGAGGGGUGCUCCCCUUCCCCCCUCCUCCCCUCUGUCGCCUCUGCUGCUGCUGUCGACCUCCUUGGUGCUGAGAAGGUCGGAGCUGCGUCUGCUUCAGGCGGACGACGCAGGGGCAGGAGUGGCAGGAGUGGGGGUGGUGGCGGAGGAGGCGGGAGUGGAGGUGGUGGCGGUGGAGGUGCGACUGGAGAGGCUAGUGGCGGCAGUGGUGGAGGUGACAGCGGCGGUGGGAGUGGUGACAGGGGCGGAGGUGGCAUCGGAGGCGGAGGUGGUCGUGGCAGCGGCAGGGGUGGAGGUGGCCGGGGCGGAGGCGGCGGGGGUGGUGGUCGUGGAGGCCCGGGGGGCGGUCAGAGUCAGCAGCCUGCCCCGACCCUUCAGGCCGCCCGUGAGUGGUAUGCGCGGCGCAGCGUCACCUGCCAGUACGUUAUUCGCACAGGUGACCGCACUGGCCAGACGUGUGGGGGGCCGCACCAGACGGAGCGCUGCUUCGCCCGCCUCAACGACGCGUGGCGCACCCAGUUUCCUGGUGGGGGUGAGCUGCCGCGCUGGGCUGAGCUGCUCAGGAAGGGUGUUGAUAUUUGGGCACUAGACUUUGAUGCUAUCCUCACUGCCAUGUAUGCGAUGUCUAUUAGUGGAGAGGGUGCUCAGUACUUGCGUGUUCCGCCCGACCCGGGCAUUCAGGCCAGCCCCGCUGCUGCUCUAGGUGCUAGUGUGUCUGCUCCCACAGGUACUACUGCAGCUGCUGCUCUAGGUGCUUGUGCGUCUGUGCCCCCUGGUACUGAGUUGACUGCAGCACUGCACACCUUCACACUGGACUCAGGUGCUUCUCGCUCUUUCUUUCGUGACCGCACUGUCCUUGAGCCUCUAGCUCGGCCGGUUGCUGUCUCUCUUGCUGACCCCUCUGGGGGUCCGGUCCUUGCGACCUCCUCCACCACCCUUCCGUGUCCAGCGGUUCCGUCCGGCACGCUCUCAGGUCUCUACCUCCCCUCGUUCUCCACGAACUUGGUGGCAGGUAGUGCACUCCAGGACGGGGGUGUUCACCAGUUCACCCCUGCCUACGAGCGUGUGACUCACUGCACAUGUGCUCGGACGGGCCGCCACCUAGCUACUUUCACUCGAGAGCCGGGGUCUGACCUGUACACACUGACCACUGAGUCCCCUCAGGUAGCUGCGUCUGCGUCAGCGUCAGGUCAGCUGUCCGCCCCCUGCUCGUGUCGCUCUCUGGCGAACGACACCGUCCUCUGGCACCACCGCCUUGGUCACCCGUCUGUGCAGCGCCUGCGGGCCAUGCACAAACGGGACCUUGUUGCUGGUCUUCCCAGGGUGCUCCCUCCCCUUCCUGACUCCCCUGCUCCUGACUGCAUUCCCUGUGUCGAGGGGCGGCAGCGCGCCGCUCCUCACUCCUCCUCCUUUCCCCCGACGACCGCUCCCCUGCAGACGCUCCACAUGGACGUGUGGGGCCCAGCCCGCGUCCGUGGUCAGGGUCAGGAGAGGUACUUCCUGAUAGUUGUUGACGACUACUCGCGCUACACCACGGUCUUCCCCUUGCGCGCCAAGGGUGACGUCCCUGGUGUUUUGAUCCCCUGGAUCAGCCGAGCCCGUCUCCAGCUAGCCGAGCGCUUUCACUCGGACUUUCCUGUCCUGCGCUUGCACUCUGACAGAGGUGGUGAGUUUGCCUCCGACCUCCUGGCAGCCUACUGUGCUGAGCACGGCAUUGAGCAGUCGUACACGCUUCCGGCCUCUCCACAGCAGAAUGGGGUUGCUGAGCGCCGCAUUGGCUUAGUCAUGGAGCCCCGUGUCUCCUUGCCGGAGACUUCCCCGACUCUGCGGUGGACGGGAGAGGUUGGCGAUGCGUCGCGUUUCCGGGUGUGGGGAUCCCGAGCUUUUGUCCGCGACACGUCUGUGGACAAGCUCUCCCGUCGCGCUCUUCCCUGUGUCUUCCUUGGCUUUGUUCCCGACGCGCCUGGAUGGCAGUUUUACCACGUCACCUCGCGCCGGGUUCUGGCCUCUCAGGACGUCACUUUUGACGAGUCCGUCCCCUUCUACCGCCUCUUCCCCUACCGCACUGCCCCGCUCCCCCCCCCGCCUCUCUUCCUCGCUCCAGGUGCUGAGGUACCAGAACCCCUCCCCCCUCAGGGUGCCGCUCCCUCAGGUGUGUCCCAGGUAGACCCGGGUGAGCCUGUCGAGGUAGCUGUUGACUCGCGUCCUGCGUCUGGGGGUGCUGAGCCUGGGGGUGCUGAGCCUGGAGGUGCGGAGCCUGGGGGUGCUGAGCCUGGAGGUGCGGAGCCUGGAGGUGCGGAGCCUGGAGGUGCGGAGCCUGGAGGUGCGGAGCCUGGAGGUGCGGAGCCUGGAGGUACUGAGCCUGGGGGUGCUGAGUCUGGACGUGCUGAGUCUGGGGGUGCUGAGUCUGGGGGUGCUGAGCCUGAGCGUGCUCCACCUGGAGGAGCCCUCUCCUCCCAGCAGCUGCAGGAGAGGUACCUCGAGUACUGCCGCCUCCGGAGAGGUGCUUCUGGAGCUCGUCCCGGUACUUUCCCUCCUACCCAGGAGCUCCCCCCCAUUCAGGUGAUCCGCGAGUGGUACACGCGGCGCUGCAGUCUUCGUAGUGGUGCUCCUGGUGCUGCGGACCCGAGCGGUGGUGCUGUUGCUGGUGCUGAGGACCCGGACGCUGGAGCUACUGCUGGUGCUGAGGACCCGGGGGCUGGAGCUGCUGCUGGUGCUGAGGACCCGGGCGUUGGAGCUGCUGCUGGUGCUGAGGACCCGACCGGUGGCGCUGCUGCUGGUGCUGAGGACCUGACCAGUGGCCCUGCUGCUGGUGCUGAGGACCCGGGCGUUGGAGCUGCUGCUGGUGCUGAGGACCCGACCGGUGGCGCUGCUGCUGGUGCUGAGGACUCGGGCGUUGGAGCUCCUACUGGUGCUGAGGACCCGGGCGUUGGAGCUACUGCUGGUGCUGAGGACUCGGGCGUUGGGGCUGCCACUGGUGUCCCUGCUGCUUCUGGAGACGCUGCGCGGCCGCGACCGUACUUCGUACCGCUCCUUCAGCAGGUUCUUGGUCAGGCUCCUCCUCCUAGUCCUCCUCCCUCCGUCGAGUGUCCUCUGCCUGUCCAGCCGCAGUCACAGUUACCGCCUGCCUCGCCUCUCCCUGCUCCCUCUCCUUACGCUGGUCCCACAGGAGGUCUUACAGAGCGUCGUGAGCCUGAGUCUCGUCCUGCGUCGCCUAUUCGUACUGCUCGCACUGGUCGUCGUGUCCCACGUGAGCGUCCUCCUCCUGUCCCUGGCACUCACUACAUGACUCUGCGUCCCUCCACUGCUCCGCAGCGUGUCCCGCUGCCGUCUCCUCCUGCGUCCUCUCUUCCUACUCUUCCUGACCCGGAGUCUGACUCCCGUCGUGCUGCCAGUCCCACUGUUACGCGUCUCCUCGCUACAGUUGUCACUGACCCGACCUUUGAGUCCUCUGCUGCGUCUGCUCUGGUCGCUGAGUUGGUUGACUUUGCUGCUCGCUGUCGCCUAGACUACGCUGCCAGCCUUGUCGCUAGGUCUGAGUCUGCGUCUGCCUGUCCUCCGUCCGUCGGGGGUGAGUGUGCCCUCGGCACGGACGUCCUUGAGGACAGACAGGAGGAGUUCCACUGCCUUGCUGCUGCUUUGCCCCGUCUCGUGUCCUUGCUAGUUGCCCCUGAGGGAGACCCGGAUGCACCAGACAUCCCGACCCCACGCUCUUACGCUGAGGCGAUGGCGGGUCCCUACUCCUCUCAGUGGCAGACAGCCAUGGACGCAGAGAUGGCCUCCUGGAAGUCCACAGGCACCUACGUAGACGAGGUUCCCCCUCCUGGGGCGAACAUUGUCAGUGGCAUGUGGAUUUCAGGUCAGCGAGAGGGAGUAGACUUCUUUCAGACCUUCUCCCCCACCCCGAAGAUGACUACUCUUCGGGUGCUGCUGCACAUAGCCGCUCACCGCGACUACGAGCUUCACUCUCUUGACUUCAGCACUGCUUUCUUGCAGGGCAGCCUGCACGAGGAGAUCUGGCUGCGCCGCCCCCCUGGCUUCACUGGGUCAGUUCCUCCUGGCACCCAGUGGAGGCUUCAGCGGCCGGUCUACGGUCUCCGCCAGGCGCCACGUGAGUGGCACGACACACUGAGGACGACACUUGCGGCUCUUGGGUUCGCUCCCUCUACUGCUGACCCGUCGCUGUUUCUACGCACCGACACCUCGCUGCCGCCGUUCUACAUCCUCGUGUACGUCGACGACUUGGUCUUUGCCACUGCUGACACCGCGGCACUCGCUCACGUGAAGUCGGAGCUGCAGAGGAGACACACGUGCACAGACCUGGGUGAGCUGACGAGCUAUCUUGGCUUGCGGAUCACCCGGGACAGAGCACGGCGCACCAUCACCCUGACUCAGUCACACAUGGUGCAGCAGGUUCUCCAGCGCUUCCGCUUCACGUACUCCUCGCCUCAGUCCACUCCUCUGCCUACCGGUCACUCGCUCUCAGCUCUGCCUUCGGAUGAGUCCGUAGAGCCGAGUGGCCCGUAUCCAGAGCUUGUGGGCUGCCUCAUGUACCUGAUGACCUGCACUCGACCUGACCUUGCAUACCCUCUUAGCAUCCUAGCACGCUAUGUCGCUCCUGGCCGUCACCGGAAGGAGCACAUGGAUGCUGCUAAGAGGGUGUUGCGCUACUUGUGCAGUACGUCGGGCAUGGGGCUUGUGCUUGGAGGGCGAGACCGGGUUGUUCUCACAGGGCACUCAGACUCUUCUUGGGCAGACGACCAGGCUACUCAGCGGUCGUCCCAGGGUUACACCUUCAGCCUUGGCUCUGGCUCAGUUUCUUGGCGUUCUACUCGCUCUUCUUCUGUUCUCAGCUCCAGUUGUGAGGCUGAGAUCUACGCCACAGCCAUGGCUGCUCAGGAGCUACGCUGGCUGACCUACCUGCUGACCGACCUCGGAGAGCGGCCUCGUUCUCCUCCAGUGCUGUACGUCGACAACAAGGCUGCCAUUGCCUUGUGUGAGGAGCACAGACUGGAGCACAGAACGAAGCACAUCGCUCUGCGGUACUUCCUUGCUCGAGAGCUGCAGCAGCGUGGUCAGCUUUGUCUGCGUUACGUGGCCACGGAGGCCAACACUACUGAUGUGUUCACCAAGGCGCUUCAGCCUUGUGACCAUCAGCGCUUUUGCACUCUGCUAGGCCUUGUACCUACUGGGCCUCACUUGCUUACCUCUUGA